Grus americana (Whooping crane) is the source of this 10409-nucleotide messenger RNA. It is a transcript of the gene DGKQ, whose product is annotated as diacylglycerol kinase theta. Lineage: Eukaryota; Metazoa; Chordata; Aves; Gruiformes; Gruidae. The transcript has 23 exons. The record is from RefSeq and is a predicted model, not a curated record. Bases 31 to 2799 code for a protein of 922 amino acids. Gene Ontology annotation, molecular function: ATP-dependent diacylglycerol kinase activity. Gene Ontology annotation, biological process: diacylglycerol metabolic process; intracellular signal transduction; lipid phosphorylation.
GCGGCCGGUGCCGCACCGCAAGGAGCGGGCAUGGCGGACGGGACGCGCUCGCUGCGCGGCGGCAGUCCGGCUUCCAGCCCUGUGCUGGGCGGACGGGGCCGCUCCGUAGUGGUGGCGGCGGCCGGGGGAAGCACCCUGCCGGGCCACGGCUUCCGCAGGGUGACCCUUACCAAGCCCACCUUCUGCCACUACUGCACCGACUUCAUCUGGGGGCUGGCCGGCUACCAGUGCGAGGUUUGCAACUUUAUGUCUCAUGAAAAGUGCCUCAAGAAUGUCAAGAUACCAUGCUCAUGUAUUGCUCCCAGCCUUGUAAGGGUUCCAGUUGCACACUGUUUUGGGUCUCCAGGACAUUACAAAAAAAAGUUUUGCACUGUAUGCAGAAAGUCACUAGACUCACCUGCCUUUCGAUGUGAAGUUUGUGAGCUACAUGUGCACACAGACUGUAUCCUGUUUGCUUGCAGUGACUGCCGGCAGUGUCACCAGGAUGGGCACCAGGACCAUGAUACUUAUCACCACCACUGGAGGGAGGGAAACCUUUCAUCAAGUGCUCGUUGCGAAGUUUGCAAAAAAACAUGUGGCUCUUCUGAGGUGCUGUCUGGCAUGAGAUGUGAAUGGUGUGGCAUCCUGGCUCAUGCUGCUUGCUACAUAGUUGUCACACCAGAAUGUACUUUUGGAAGAUUGAGGAAUAUGAUUCUUCCUCCAAGUUGUGUGCAAUUAUUUUCUCGCAACUUCAGCAAACUGCAUUGUUUUCGAAUAUCAGAAAAUUUGCAAACAGAAACAGAUGAAGAUGAUGAUGUUGAAGGGUCAACGCAGGGAUCAGCAAAAGAUAUCCAAAUUUCAACAGAUUCAAGUAAGCAGAAUUUUAGUAAACAAACAUUAAAGAUAUUUGAUGGGAAUGAUGCAGUGAAACGCAAUCAAUUUCGACUGAUUUCAGUACCAAGGAUUGCAAAAAAUGAAGAAGUUGUGGAGGCUGCUUUGAGGGCAUACUACAUAAAUGAUGACCAGCAGGAGUAUGAGCUUCAGACCUUUACACAGCAGGCGCUGCUGUCUGAUGAUGUUAUCAACAGGAACAAUGCUGCAGAGGAUAGCAACUUGGGCUCAGUAUUCCGAGAGUCUGUUCCUGAAGCUUGGAUCAUCAGAGCCAAACCAAAGGAUGAGGAAGUGAUCAGAAUUUAUCCUGCUUGGCUGAAGGUGGGAAUGGCGUAUGUUUCUCUACGAGUAAAUAAGGAUAGCACUACACAGACUGUGAUCAAAGAAGUGCUUCCAUUACUUGGAAGGCAGACGGAGUGCCUCCAGAAUUUCAAAUUGGUGGAAGUGCUUAUGGGCAGUAAGCAAGUUCAGCGCAUGAUCUUGGACAAUCACGAACUGAUUCUUAACAGACUCAAGGACAUAAGAAAGACUUCAAUACGUCAGAUGAAUCAAACAAGAUUUUACAUUGUGGAAAACAGUAAAUCCAUUGUACGAGUAAAUUUAUUUGUUAGUGGCCUUCCACCUCAGCUUUCGCCUGAAGAAUACACAAAUAUUCUCAAGGAUGAAUUGGCUAUCAAAACAAAUGUAGUAUCUGUGAGUCAUGUUUAUCAAGCACAAGGUGCUGUUGUACUCGAAAUUUCAUGCUUUUCUGAAGCUGAAAGAAUAUAUAUGCUAGUUAAAGAUACAACUGUCAAUGACAAGCCGCUGAAUGCUGUGGUGAUUCCUGAAGUGAUGGCUUCCAAGAUACCACAGAACUGCUGCCCACUUCUUGUAUUUGUGAAUCCAAAAAGUGGUGGUCUGAAAGGUCGGGAUCUGCUGUACAGUUUUAGAAAGCUGCUAAACCCACAUCAGGUCUUUGAGCUUACCAAUGGUGGCCCACUGCCUGGGCUUCACAUGUUCUCUAAAGUCCCCUCCUUCCGAGUGCUGGUGUGUGGAGGGGAUGGCACCGUCGGCUGGGUCCUUGGUGCGCUGGAGGAGAUCAGGCACAAGCUGGUGUGCGCAGAGCCCUCGGUUGCCAUCUUACCUUUAGGAACAGGUAAUGACUUAGGGAGGGUCUUGCGUUGGGGAGCUGGCUACAGUGGGGAGGACCCCUACUCUAUUUUGGUAUCUGUGGAUGAGGCAGACGAUGUUCUUAUGGAUCGCUGGACUAUCCUUUUGGAUGCAGACGAGCCAGCUGAAGGUGCAAUGAAUGGCAUGGCAGAACCUGAGCCUCCAAAGAUUGUACAGAUGAACAAUUACUGUGGUCUUGGCAUUGACGCAGAGUUGAGCUUGGACUUUCAUCAUGCUAGAGAAGAAGAACCAGGGAAAUUUAAUAGCAGGUUUCACAACAAAGGAGUUUACGUGAAAGUUGGGCUGCAGAAGAUAAGUCAUACCAGAAAUCUUCACAAAGACAUAAAGCUUCAAGUGGACCAGCAUGAGGUGGAGUUACCAAGUAUAGAAGGACUCAUAUUUAUUAAUAUACCCAGCUGGGGGUCUGGAGCUGAUCUCUGGGGGUCUGAGAGUGAUAACCGCUUUGAGAAACCACGCAUCGAUGACGGCCUGCUGGAAGUUGUUGGCGUGACUGGCGUCGUUCACAUGGGUCAAGUCCAAGGUGGUUUUCGAUCAGGAAUCCGCAUAGCCCAAGGCUCAUAUUUUCGUGUAACACUCCUAAAGCCCAUUCCAGUUCAAGUUGAUGGAGAACCCUGGAUUCAGGCCCCCGGCCAGAUUAUUAUUUCUGCUGCAGGACCAAAGGUCCGUAUGUUGAAAAAAUCCAAGCAGAAACAGAAAAAAACUGGAAGCCUGAGAGAGACGAGAGUGGAUAGCACAUCAGGCUCCGAAGGAGGACGCUAAGUGGAGAGCUGUACUCAGAAGCGAUGCAGCACACCUACUGCGGAUACCAAGAUGGUUCAGUAAAACUGAGUGCAGACAUCUGGUGAAGAGGGUUGCUUAUGAGUGUGCCUUUCGUUACAUUUUGAUAGUACUGGGUUCUAUUUCAUCUUUCAAAGAUAGUGCCUCAUUGUUACAAAUAACUAUUAUGUACCACUUGUCUCAUCUUGUUUACUUUGGGUUGCUUUUCUGUAAGCCAUUUACCAGUCUUUCAUCUAUAUAGAAACUGAGGCCAGAGAUUCCAAGAUGCUGAGAUUUUUGCAUCUACAUUCACAAAGACUCUUCCCCUUCUCCCAGCUUUUUCUUAAAGAAAAUCAUUCCAUCAAUAAUUUUUGGUGCAUCGUUCCAUAAAUGAAAAUGUGUUCCUUUAAUUAUCACAGUAGCCUCCCAACCAAAAAAAGGCAAAGAUAUGAGCUGCUGAGAACUCCUUGGAUCAGUCCAAACAGCACAGCUGAAACAGUACUACCGUAAAGAGAAAAAUACAAAACACAGGAGAGAUGAUUUCUAUAAAAGGAGCCCUGUGCACUGGGAAGAGAGAAUGUACCACAACAGUUGAGUCAGAAUAUUUCAGAGAGUUUAUUUCAACAGUAUUUGGACAAUAUGAAUGAAGAGGACACAGCUUGUAGAGCGAGUUUUCAGCUGCAGCUUAGUUUCUCCUAUAUUAUUUGGCCAAAGCCUGUUGUGAAAGGCAUUUGAAUUUUAGGAGCUAAUGUAAAAAGGAACAAGAACACCCGAGGCAGUAUUACAUUACACUGAUUUUUUACUAUAAUUGAAACCAUUACCUUUGACACCAGGCUCUUAUUCUUUCUUUACUUGCACUGUUUCAUUUUCAUUAAUUUGUCACAGUUGGGCUGUUAUUUAACAGCAAGCUCAAAGACUAAAAGUCAUCACUAAUUAGGGUAAAAGUACCACCAUUUAGUGUUCACUUAAGUAAAUUAGCACAUUCAUGUGUUAGAGCUGAAGUACAGUGUAGCUUUGCUGAGGACCCUCAGGAGGUAUUGAAGCUUGUAGUGUGCAUGUAACAUGCUGUAGGCUUCAGAUAACUGGGAAUGCAUUAGCUGUCAUGAAAACUGACUUACCUGGUCAGCCUUCUCAAGUUCUUGGUGAGUGGCGCUAUCAGGUGUGGGCCCAGGGACAUGGUGACUAUCUCCUCACUUGGAUGAGUGUGUGCGCUUCAGAGGCUGUUCCUCUGUCAGCUCCUGUGAGAUGGAGAUCACCUCUCUGCUUGCCCAUCUGCUGAAGAUGUGGGGAUCCAGUACUUCUUUUACAGCUUCCUGCUAGAGAUUGGUGCGAGAGCAGACAUGCUGGUCCUGUCAUACACUACAUAUAGCUGCUGUUUAUGGCCAUAGUUGUGGUCUUCACUCACAUCUCUGCUGGUCUCAUCUCACUGUGGUUGUCUAGUGACUGAACCUUUCACUUCAGAUGAACCUCAUACACAAGGGGCCGAGUCAGUUGUGGUGCAGGGGACCUGCAUGGUUUUGCCACUUGUAGGCAUCUGCAUCUGCUGCCUGGUGCUGUUUAAGCCGCGUUGGCCAGAGCCCACUUAGCUAGCCAGUGGGCUUAUUUGCCUGCUCUAUUGCACGGUAUUAAUGAAUUCAGCUGUGGAUGGCAUGAAUUGAUCACUCAAGUGGCAGCUUUGGGAGUGUUCCUCUUGCCAGGGUGUCUAGAAAAACACCUCCAGCUGCUUCAGGGGACUUCAGUAUAACUUUGAAAUACGCAAAAGGUGUUUUGUGUUGGAGCCAAUGAUGUGCUGAGGCAGUUGUUGCUAGGGCUUGUUGAUCAGUCUGUACUCCAAGCACUGUGCCAGCUUCAGCAAUGUCUGAUCGUUACCUUGCUUUCUACUUUUCAGUCACAGUGCAGAUGAGGGUGUGAAAGUGAGUGCUGCAAGGCAGUCCUCUAUAGCAAAAGUGAUACAGCUAAAGCUAUGAGAGAGACAAAACAGCCAUGCAAAAAUGGCAGCUGCCUGCAGCCUCUCCUUCCUGUCCUGAUUCCUUCUGUUCUUACUGUUCUGGUAGUAAUGCAUUGGGAGGACUGACUCCUGUUUUCAAUGUUAUUAAUUGUUUAAAUAGUUAAUUUCAUUUCAGAGAUGUUCUUCAGGCACCACCAUGUAGGCUACAACUUACCUUUUUAUUUAACAUGCAAACUGGACUCACAGUAUGAAGGAGAUAGUGUAGAUAGUACAGAGCUAAAAUCCUCAUCUCCUGAUCAUUAAACACAGGGUUGUCUCCGCUUCAGAACCUGGGCGUAAAGGAUCAGCUGGAGCUCCUCUGGCAUCCUGGUACCAGCAUUGCAAGCAGGAAGGGUAAAGUGUAUUUUGGGGUAUGCCCUCCCAGGAUGAAGCUCAUAAAUUAGAGAGGAAAUCUGAAAUAGAUUGCUGCUUGUAAUUGUCCAGAAAGCCAGAAAAAAUGCUUUGUGUCCCCAGGGCAGCAGAAAGAAUGCAUGGUCUUCUUUCCAAUUGCUGACUCAUUAAUGGAAGGGAAAACUUGACUUUUUGUUACAGAAAACGUGUAAGCUUUAAGCUUGCUGGUACUGACCAUUUUCUACAGCGCAAGUAAAUAAACCUGUCGUAAUAUUUUUCCAGAUAUAUAUCAUCCUGCAGCAUGCAACUGACAGUGUUUUGUGUUCUUGGCUUGUUAAGGGCCUGGCUGUCUCUCCCUGUUGCUCAGUAUCUGUUAUCUGAAAUAACAUGAAAUUCUCGGGCCGCAGUAUUGUAAUCAGAGGGCCCUUUACUGUGGCAUAUCCUUCCAUGAGGAUUUUCCAUCUCUGGAACACUGUAUGAGCCUGUCUCAGCUGUGGUAGCAAGGCAACACAGAAGUGUGAAUGUGUUCUUCUCUCAACUGCCAGAGAGGAUCCUGGUGGAAGGCUUUGAGAUUUCUUUUUUCUUUCCCUUUUCUCUUUUCUUUUUUUUUUUUUUUUCCAGAAAGUGACUCCCACGUGUUGUUUGACCAGAUGGAUCCCACACUGGAAUGAAAACGUAUCUUAAGAAAAACACACUUGGCAUUUAAAGUCUCUGUGCAUGAUAAAAUGAUUCUUAGUGUGUUUUGAAGAUAAAACAGAUUCCUUGGCAGUCGAGAUAGGAAAGCUCCUGCAAAGUUUUUAAAAGGAGAAACUCACUACUUAACCACUCUAUUAAGAUGUUUCAGUUGCAGGUAUUGUAGAGGCAAGAAUAUCAAGAACUUUUUUUUUUGUCAUUUUCAUCACACAUAGUAUCUGAGAAGGUCUAGUAUUUUCUUCCAUAGUACGUAAGGCUUCCUUGAAGAGAGAACUCUUUGCAGCUAAUACAAAACGUUUUGACUUAGCUUUUAUGUUUUGUAAAACAGGGCAGUAUAAUUUACCUUAGUACUGGGCAGAUAAAUCAUUCUCAGCAACAUUGUGUGAGAACGUACUGGUCACAUGGCCAAAUGCUUUAAGUAAUGCAAUAACAAAAGUGUUGGAGAAGAGGCUCAGUUCUAUCAAGACAGGUGUUAAUCAACAUCAGGGACAUAGGACCAGGAACCAUGAUCUGUAGGCAGGGAGGAGAUGGAAGCUUAUUGCUAUCCUGAGCAUACUCUUUCAUCCUCUCUCUUCUGCCCUGCCUUUUCACCUUGCCUAUAAACCAUGGCAGGCACAUACAGCACAGCCAGUAUCUCUCCUGCAGAGGCAUGUGCUCCUGACCUUUUGCUAGUGUCCUACUAGACUUUGCCAGCAUGGGGGAGAAAAGGGUCCUGAAAAUCAUGGUGCAUUUCAAAUAUCCCACUAUUGCAGAUAAGAGAAGGUGGUCAGUUGGUUAAAAUCUGUUUUGAUGGGUAAACACAUUACCUCUGUCUUGAAUUAAGAGAAUGGAAAUUCAAAAGCUCAUCCCUGAGAUACAGGUGCUACUUCAGAAAAUUUGCUGCUUUCUCCCCAUGACUUUUACACCUGAUUUGUAUAGUUUAAAUUGCUGAUGUUUUCUUUGCAUGGAUCUUUAAAUGAAAGUGUUAUUUUGCCAAAACCUUUUUGUUUAUAUAUGUGUGUGUGUACACACAUCUGCACACACCCUUUAAAAGCAGGCCUUAUUGUUCCCUUCACAGUGCCUACUUGUACAGCUUUUGCUGUUACAACAUUCUGAUAGCACUCACCUCUGGAUCUUUCCCUCACCAGUUUUGGAUAGGAGGCAGAGCUUGCUUUCCUACUGGUCCCACUGAGGUGCCCAGCAUAUAUUUCUAAUGGACCUGUGCUUUCCAACAAGACGUGAUGGCAAUAUAGUGAAAGCACAACUGUGUUUAGAGUACAGUCUCUGCAUGUGUACAGUUUAAACUCCUCUUUCUAGAUAUUAUUCAAGUCCGUAUAUGUCUAAAAUCAAUAGCAAUGGCUAUUGUAGCAUUUUAAAAACUAGAAGCAGCUGUAGCAUAGUCCACUGCAAGAUGUAACUAAGGUACAAAACUAAAUAGACUAUUGUUUGUUAAUCUUCAGUUACCCUCUUACAAGUAUUAUACAGAUUGCAUUUCUUUAAAGAGCAAAUAAUGUACUUUUUUGAAUAUCAGCUGUUUGGAAUCACUAAGCAUUUAUGUGUCCACAUUACUCUGCAGCAGUCUGUUGGCAUAUAAAUGUGUCAUUAUCAAAUGGAAGCCUCAUUUUGUGGCAGGAGAAGGUAAGAGGAGCUGUUGUGACACUUAAAAAGCACUUAUGUUGAAGACACAACAGACUUAGCUGCAUAGGUAUUUUAUAACGUACUGACUGCGUGAGCAGGUACGCCCAGUGUUGCAUAGCCACCAGUCCAUACUCCAGCACUGAAACGGGGUGCGUUGGAGUUGUGCACUUCAGAGACCUGGCAGUAGAAACUCUGUCAGUCUGUGCCUCAUACCUCUUUUCCUGACAACCUUCAUAGUAACCGUGCAUUUUCCUCUUCUGCUAGGCGGCCUUCCUGCCCUUUGGGCCCAGUCUUUAUACUGAAACUGGUAACAAAGGCACAAGUGUGUGGUGACGCAUGUGUGGAGGGUGGGGGAAUGGAGAUCCUGCUCCAAAGCACCACUCUAGCUAUUGGACUAUUGGGCUAGGCUGUUCAUGACUUUCUACUUCAGCCAUUUCACAGCUGUGCAGAAAAGACUCAGCAACUACUGAACUACCUUGGAUUUGUGGUGAUAGCGUUGCCUCAUUUUCAGGCUUUGAUCUUGUAUGCACCAGUGCAUGUAUCACUUCAUAUACUUUUUGCACUUAACAGAAAAUGCAGGAUAAGCUUAGAGUGUGGCAAAAUUGCAAUGUUUGUACUUUUUUGUAACUAUGGGGAUGAUUCUAUAAAGAUGCACUUUCAGGUAACGAUAAAAACAAGUUUGUAGAAUGCAGCUGUUCAGGUGUUUAUCUGACUGCAGCAUUCCUUGAUCCCCGUCCAUCUCUAAUACUGUCUUCUCCUUGAAAGCCUGCUUGGGAAUGAGAGAUGGUAUCUUCCUCCCAUUGCAGUAUGUAUUUAUAGCUGACUGACUGAAAGUUCGUAUAUAUUUUUAAACAACUACAAAUUGGCUGCUAUUCUAAGAUUUAGGUUUAUUAGACUGAUUUUAUAAUGCGUAAAAGUAAUGUUAAAGUUUUAUUUAUGAUGUCAACAUUUACUGACUUGACACUUGGCUUGUAGAAGAGAUCCAGCUCAAAGCCUUUGUUCCUUUUGCUAUUUAAUGUAUUUUAACAGCGUAGCCAUUGUAUGUGCAGAAUGCAGUGAAAUGAAUGCAAAUUACUAAUUGUAACCUGCAGUUAGACCAGCAGUUUCAAUGUUUACAGGACAGUGACUAUUGAUUGUAAACCCAUACAUGUCAGUUGAAACAGUGCACUCUUUCUGUGUUUUGGAAGCAUUAUUUCCACUUCCCAUGCCAAUUAAUGAAACAGUUGCCUUCUGGUUUGGAUUCCUGAUUAUGUCCCUUUGGAGAGAUUUAAGCGUGGGUUGUGACUUUACUGCCAUGGACUCGUAGACAGAAUUUCUACUGAUACAUGUGUUGUAUUGCACACAUGUUCUGAAAGAUUCACUGUAUUUUUUGUGAAGAUAAUUUAUGAGAAUGUUUUAUAAGCAGAUCAGUGUUGUAGAAAAAGUUGGUCUGAAGUCUUGAAAUAAAUGUGUGUAGAUAUUAAAGAUUUAUCCCAAAGCAAAGUAAUUUUAACAGGGCACUGUUACUGGUGUAGUUAGCUCUCUGAGCUCUCAUAGCACAGACCCAAUCAACAUGUCACUGUGCACAGUGUGUUAUUUAGGAGAUUACUUGAUUUCAGAAGAUGUGGCUUCAUUUAUGUUGUGUGUAUCCCAUAUUACACCUCUGGCAGCAACUCCUAAUAUAAACAUCAGGUGUAGAAGGCAGAACUUUAACCUGCAGCAAUUUGUAUGGGGAAAAAGAGCGGAGAAGCCUGCUCUUGUGCUUGACUGCAGGAACAUUACAAGUCUGGUGACUGUUUGGCACUUAAGAGUCCUCAUUCACCCUCCACAGGGUGCGCCACACAUUGGUCCUUUUGCUUUCUGAAGGAAGGAAGGCGCAAAUCAACAGGUUCACAGUGUCAAACAGUUAACAGCUCAUCCCACCAUGACAUCCCUUUCUUUGUGCUGCUGGUCUUGCCAAAUGGGGUAGCAAGAGGUGCUUGACGAAUUACUGAGUAUUUAUUGUGUCAUUUUAGGUGCUUAUAAAGCCUUCACUGCUAUUUUAAAGCAAAAUUCUGGGGAUCUGUAGUAUAGCAAUAGUUGUAUACGUCCAGCUUUCUGAACAUGUCAAAAGCAAGUUACCCUUGGGAUAGUUUAAUUAGCAAUGAUGUAGAUAGUAGCAAUUGAUACUUUGAAGCUGCAAGUUCUGGUUCUUGGAAGGAGUAUCUCUGCUUUGAAUGCAAAGCAUCACAGAGUUUGUAAUUCACUAUAGAUUUCAGUGUCCCUCCUACUUAUGAACUACCCAUGACGUCUUAACUCUUCUCAAACUAUGGCUUAACUAUUGCUUAAAUAACUGUUUUUCACCUCUGGUUAUUUAAAUCAUCCAACUUCAAGCAGUUUUAUGAAUGCUGUUUUAAUAUCAAGAUACUCUAAUAUGUCUUAUAGCAUUUCUUGUGAAUGUUCUAAUACAUUGGUAAUAAAUCAUCUUGGCCCAACAAGCUACGGUAAGUUGAUCACUGAACAGUUUAGUUAUUGUCUAGUGCUUAUUCUUUGUGCAUCUGCCUAAGAAUUCUCAGAAAAAAAAGAAAAAAACCCCACAAGUAUAAGCAUCGAAGUAGUUGAAAACUGUUUCCACAUUGUGUGCCUCAAACCAGUAAUGCAUUAUCACGUUUACUUGUAGAUUGGUCUCAGAAACAGGCUUAUAAUGAUGUAACUUGUUUCUCAAUGUCUGCCUUGCAAAUCACUAUGCUGUGGUAACUUGUCUACAAAUAACACACCUAGUGUACUAAUUGGUUUUAAAAAAAAAGUAUAAAAGAUGGACUUUUCUUUCCUAUUUAAACAUCUGUUUGUCCUUAUGUUCUUUGAACAAUUCUGUAUAUAUUUUGCAAUAUGUGUUCUGUGUUUGACUGUACAUUUUGCACUGAAUUGAAAUUCUGUAUUCUAAGUAUUAUUUCCAAGUUCCAGAGAUCUGUAACUAGAAUUUGUCUGUGAAAAAUACAUCUCUUCU